Messenger RNA from Sordaria macrospora k-hell, 840 nucleotides. RefSeq lists its product as uncharacterized. Gene Ontology annotation, molecular function: FFAT motif binding. Lineage: Eukaryota; Fungi; Ascomycota; Sordariomycetes; Sordariales; Sordariaceae. Gene Ontology annotation, cellular component: plasma membrane; endoplasmic reticulum membrane. The record is from RefSeq and is a predicted model, not a curated record. Gene Ontology annotation, biological process: endoplasmic reticulum membrane organization.
AUGUCCGUCGAAAUCGAUCCCCUCGAGCUUGGUUUCCGCAGGCCCUUCACUGUGGAGGUUUCGCAGAUCCUUAGGAUCAGGAACCCCAACACCUCUCCGGUUGCCUUCAAGGUGAAAACCACCGCUCCCAAGCAAUACUGCGUCCGCCCCAACUCGGGUCGCAUUGAGCCCGGUCACGAUGUCGAGGUUUCCGUCCUCCUCCAGGCCAUGAAGCAGGAGCCACCUUCGGACGCCCGAUGCCGCGACAAGUUCCUCGUUCAGUCCGUUACCAUCACCGGUGACAAGGAGUUCACCAACGUCGCUCAGAUUUGGGAUGGUGCCGACAAGUCCCAGAUUCAGGAGAAGAAGAUUCGCGUUCUCUGGCUGCCAGCCUUUGGAGAGGAGACCACCUCACCCGUGGCUGCCACCCCUAUCCGCCCCUCGACCUCGAGCCGGGUUGAGGAGACACCCGCUCCUUUCACAUCCCCUAGUGAGACCCGAUCUUCGACGGCCGACACCCGCGAGAUCAAGCAAGAGCCCGACCUCGCCGAGAACUUCCAGAACACUGUUGCGGCGGCCGCGACGACAGUACAGAACACAGCUUCCGAGACGUACGAGCAGUUGAAGGAACAGUUGGCCAAGGCUCAGGCGACUAUCGCAUCCCUCCAGAACGACGCGACCAGCGGCCUGAGACAGAGGAAGGCGGCUGUGGCCGACGCGGUGGGCGAGCAGGCGUCGAACGUGCAGGCAACCGCCCAGGACCUCGCGCAAUCAGCGAGGCAAGGCACCGAGGGAGUGCCAGUCCAGAUUGCGGCGGUCCUCUGCUUGGUCAGCUUCCUGCUGGCCUAUAUCUUCUUCUAG